Molecule: messenger RNA, 102 nt
Organism: Arxiozyma heterogenica
Lineage: Eukaryota; Fungi; Ascomycota; Saccharomycetes; Saccharomycetales; Saccharomycetaceae
Exons: 1
Coding region: 1-102 (33 amino acids)
Source: RefSeq, a predicted model, not a curated record
AUGUAUAAUGUACCACCAACUAAAGUUAAAACAGUCAGUCUAUGUAAUGUAUCAGUAACUCUUGUGUACCAUGCGUAUCUAGCCAUUAUGAUUUGUAUCUAA